GUAAAGUUGACCGCGUGUUAGCAAAACCUGGUCCAUUUAUGGUAAACAGCAGGUAUUCAACAGUAAAUCAAUGUCAACAGGAAGUGAGGACUGAACAAGAUGGCGGAGAAUGACCACGUGGGGACGGUGCUGGACAAUGUCCUGCUGUCCUUAGGCUGGCUAGGACGGUACCAGAGGAUACAGUUCGCCCUGGCCAUGAUGCCUUGUAUUUCAUCGGCAUUUCACACAAUGUCGGUGGUCUUUAUAGGUCGACCAGUGACACACCGUUGUGCCAACAUCUCGAAUGAACUCACGCGAGACGACGCGGGAUUCCCCGAGAUUUUUACCACCAUGAGUAGUACAUUCAACACGUCCAUCCAAUAUGGCGCCUGCAGUAUUGACCUCAUGAACGGAACAUCCGUCGUCCAUAGCGAAGGUUGCCAUGGACGCUACGAAUACGACGAACCGUCGGAUCGAUCUUUUGUCUCACAGUGGGACCUGGUGUGUGAUGGCGAAUCUCUGUCAGACGUCUCCCAGACGGUGCUGUCCUGUGGUCAGAUGUUUGGUGCCCUCUUCUUGACUGGCCUUGCUGACGUGUUUGGAAGGAAACCCAUGUUCAUGCUGACCCACCUCCUACUGCUGUCUGUGGCUAUUGGCAUCGCGUUCUCCCCAAACUUUCUCGUCUUUGUGGCGCUACGUUUCUUUCUGGGAGCUGUAGAACAGGGCACCGUGCUGAUCGCCAACGUGGUGCUGAUGGAACUGAUGCCUAUCAGACACCGAGCCCUACCCUCCCAGUUCUGCAGCUACCUGUGGGCCGUGGCCCUGCUCAUGCUGUGUUUGUGUGCCUACGUCACUAAAGACGUCAGCUGGAGAUACGCGGAGCUGCUGUUGGCUGUUUCGUCACUUCCGGUGCUGAUUCAGUGGUGGGUAACAGACGAGACCCUCAGGUGGCUGCUGGCCAACAACAAAUUCUCUCGGGCCAAGGCCAUCCUGGUCAAGGCCGCCAAGGUCAACAGGGCGGAUGUGACGAAGACGCUGGCCAUUCUAACCGCUGGUACCUCGAUGACGUCAUUUGACUGUUCAGACACCAAGUUUUCCUCAGAGACGCAAGAUACUAAAGCACUAAAAUGCGAUGAUUGCCCUACCAAUAUGACCACUUCCGGUAGUGAAACAACCAAUCAGAAGAAAGAGAUGAGGUUUCUGGCCUUCGUCAAAAACAGGAACGUGCUCAUGGUGACCGUCAUUUCCUGUUAUAUUUGGUUCGCAGACAGCGCGGUUUACUACGGUCUGUUGAUGACGUCAUCGUCCCUGGCAGACGAUCUGUACCUGGGUUUCCUGCUCAGUGUUCUGGUGGAGCUACCUGCAGCCUUCGCCUUUAGUUUCCUGGUCAAUGUUGUAGGGAGUGUAGGGCUGCCAUUCGCCUUCGCCUUCCUGGUCAAUGUGCUGGGCAGGAAGCGUUGUGCCAGCUACUCUCAUCUUCUGGCGGCUUUCUCUUUAAUGGCAGUGGUGCUGUUGUCUUACAUCCCUGGAACAGACUCCAUCCCCGGCCUGUACUGGAUCCAGCUGACCAUUUCUCUCAUCGGCAAGUUCGGCAUCACCACGGGCUUCUCCACCAUGUACCUGUACUCACCGGAACUGUACCCCACUAACCUAAGGAACACGGGCUUCGGUAUUUCUUCACUGGCGGCAAGAGUGGGGGGUAUGGUGGCGCCGUACUCCAGGACUUUUGAACGUCACGUGGCCUGGGGACCGGGUGCCGUCUUCAGCCUGCUGUGUCUGCUGGUUCCAGUCGUGAUCCAGUUUUUACCAGAGACCAACGGCCAUGAACUUCCUCAAACCGUGCAAGAAAUGGACGAGUGGUUGAAGAAGCCAAAGGACCGAAACACCGAAAACACAAUUUAAAGAUUUAGAGCUCAAAUCCUGAAAUCCGCAUGCCAUUCCUAAGACAACGUAUCCUAAACUUCCUACCAUAUAAUGCUAAACUGCCUGGAUAUUUAUCCUAAACUUUCUGCCAUCUAAUGUUAUACUGUAAGAUAUUUAUCCUAAACUUACUGCCAUCUAAUGUUAUACUGUAAGAUAUUUAAUCCUAAACUUCCUGCCAUAUGUAUUGCUAAA
Molecule: messenger RNA, 2094 nt
Organism: Physella acuta
Lineage: Eukaryota; Metazoa; Mollusca; Gastropoda; Physidae
Product: organic cation transporter protein-like
Biological process (GO): transmembrane transport
Cellular component (GO): membrane
Molecular function (GO): transmembrane transporter activity
Source: RefSeq, a predicted model, not a curated record